Molecule: messenger RNA, 1083 nt
Organism: Aureobasidium namibiae CBS 147.97
Lineage: Eukaryota; Fungi; Ascomycota; Dothideomycetes; Dothideales; Saccotheciaceae
Product: pantoate-beta-alanine ligase
Exons: 2
Coding region: 1-1083 (360 amino acids)
Biological process (GO): pantothenate biosynthetic process
Molecular function (GO): pantoate-beta-alanine ligase activity
Source: RefSeq, a predicted model, not a curated record
AUGGCCUUCCCGGGGUUCCGCUCCUUCCAAGCCGUGUCAACAUGUGUCCCACAUAUACCGAAUGUCGCCAGACGUACGAUACACACGUUUCGCGAAGUGCAGUCCCUCCGCACGUUUAGGAAAGAGCUUCGGUCAGGCCAACGGACAGUAGGCUUUGUGCCCACCAUGGGCGCGCUGCACGAGGGCCACAUCUCGUUGAUGCGUCAAGCGGCCGCUGAAAACACCGAUGUCUUUGUGAGCAUCUACGUCAAUCCCACACAAUUCGGCGUCCACGAGGAUCUCGACAGUUACCCAAAGACAUGGCAAGAAGAUAUGGACAAGCUACAAGCUCUCAACAAGGAACUGCAAGGUGACACUAGCUCUGGACGCAUCACUGCUGUCUUUGCACCCAUCACCAAGGUCAUGUAUCCCACACUGCCGCCAUCGUCCGAGAUCACAGGCUCAGGAUCAUUCGUCACAAUCACGCCCUUGGGAAGCCUGCUUGAAGGUGCAUCGCGCCCAGUCUUCUUCCGUGGUGUUGCUACCGUCUGUAUGAAGCUGUUCAACAUCGUCAUGCCCGAAAGGGUCUACUUUGGCCAGAAAGACAUCCAACAGACGGUCGUCAUCAAGCGCAUGGUAAAGGACUUUCACCUCGACACCGAAGUCAAGAUUGGGCCUACAGAGCGCGAGGCCGAUGGCUUGGCUAUGAGCUCCAGAAACGUAUACCUAGGCGCAAGGAGAAGGGAGGUGGGUGUGGUCUUGUCGCGUGCUCUCAGAGCUGCCGAGAAGAAGUACCUGCAAGGAAAACGUCUUCGUGCCGACAUCUUGUGGCCAGCUAACGAGGUCUCAUCAAGUAAGAUGAUGGAACAAGACGACUUGCCUCCGUCAAAGCGUGCCAGAGUCGAAGUGGACUACAUAUCACUGGCCGACCCAGACACUAUGGAGGAGAUUGAGGUUGUGGAUACCUCGAAGGGUGCUAUUCUCAGUGGAGCUAUCAAGUUGCUGCCUCUCGAAGAGCCUCAAGAAGGAGAGGACUGUGGUCUGGGCGGAGGCGCUGUUCCUGUCAGACUGAUCGAUAACAUCAUCUUGAAGCCGAUAAACUAG